AUGGGUGAUGAUGAUGAUAAACAAGUAGUGAUUAUUACUGGGUGUUCUGGGGGUGGAAUUGGGCAUGCUUUUGCUCGAGAAUUCGCAGCCAAGGACUGCCUUGUUGUGCCCACAGCUCGUUCACUGGCUUCCAUGUCUGAUUUUUUGGAUAACCCACGAUUUUUUCCUCAGGAACUUGACGUCUUGUCGGAUCAAAACGUGAACGGCGUGGUUUCCAAUGUUCUUGAUAAGUUUGGACGGAUUGAUAUCGUUGUGAACAAUGCUGGAAUUCAGUGCCUUGGUCCUCUGGCUGAGGUUCCUCUGUCUUCUAUUCAACGAACAUACGAUACUAAUGUUUUUGGUUCCCUGAGGUUGAUCCAAGCUGUAGUUCCUCACAUGCAGUUGAGGAGGAAAGGAAAGAUAGUAAAUGUCGGAAGUGUUACCGUCCUUGCCCCUGGACCCUGGGCAGGAGUUUACACUUCAUCAAAAGCUGCUAUCCAUGCAUUGACUGAUAGUUUGAGAUUGGAACUUCAGCCAUUUGGAAUCAAAGUUGUAAACAUAGUUCCAGGGGCGGUGAGAUCAAACAUAGCAGAAUCUGCAAUUGCUAAUUACAGUCAAAUGCCCGAAUGGAAGAUAUAUAAGCGAUACGAAGAAGCAAUCAGAGCUAGAGCUUAUAGUUCACAGGGCAAGAGAGCAAUGCCAGCUGAAGUGUUUGCAAAGAAAACCGUUAGCCGAAUACUAAAGGAGGAUCCCCCGGCUUGGUAUUCCACUGCCCAAUUCUCUACAAUAAUGGCAAUCAUGUAUCACCUGCCUCUCUUUAUUAAAGAUUUUAUUCUCCGGAAAGCAAUGAAGUGUUGA
Messenger RNA from Oldenlandia corymbosa var. corymbosa, 837 nucleotides. The record is from the annotation of a GenBank genome assembly. Lineage: Eukaryota; Viridiplantae; Streptophyta; Magnoliopsida; Gentianales; Rubiaceae.